Molecule: messenger RNA, 4640 nt
Organism: Esox lucius (northern pike)
Lineage: Eukaryota; Metazoa; Chordata; Actinopteri; Esociformes; Esocidae
Gene: sesn4
Product: sestrin-3
Exons: 9
Coding region: 1219-2544 (441 amino acids)
Biological process (GO): regulation of response to reactive oxygen species; negative regulation of TORC1 signaling; cellular response to L-leucine
Cellular component (GO): nucleus
Molecular function (GO): oxidoreductase activity, acting on peroxide as acceptor; L-leucine binding
Source: RefSeq, a predicted model, not a curated record
UUCUGUAGCCUCUUGUUUAAAAUAGUAUUGUGAAUGUCUAUGUUGUUUAGCAUCUGACUUAUUACUUACAAUUGCUAAAUGACUGCUUUAUUUAAUCUUGAUUUUAGCUUCCCCAAACUAGCAACCUAGCCUUUGUUAAAUCGUAGCUGUAACCGCACUAGCUAGCUUGGUCAGUUGAUUAGAAGUGAGGUCCAGGAUCAAUGAGAGCCAAGCUCCUGACUUCAACACCUAGCCCGUCCCAUUCAUGUGGUCGGUUUCCUUGUCUCCAUGGGGGAGACGCAUUUCUGAAAUCCUGUGUGACCAUAAGCACAAUUUUUAGCUGGUAACGCAGUUCAGGAUGGUGUUGUUGAAGCGUAAGAAUGUGUAAGAUAACCCGUGUCUGUACCCAAGGCUGUUCAUGUAAUCCUGUGUCAUCUAUGACAAACACUCAAUCUUGUAUUCCAGUUAGGAGCAUGACACAUUUUAUUUAUAUGUCGCAGAUGAACAGUGUUUAGUCACUACAGUCAAGAAUGAGGGCUGUUUGGAUUUUAACAUGGAUAUUACCAAUUUAAUUUAGUAGGUAGUAAAAUUCAACCUUGUUGUUUUUGUGGCCAGUGAUGAAGUAAUGGCUUUUGGGGUCUGCUGACGGCACAGUUGCAAGACGUAGUCGUAAUGGUGCAUCUUCAGGAAAACAUGUUUAAUGUUCUACAGAAGAAACUGCUAUCGAGAGCAAACAUCUUUGUUUUCCAGUCCUACACUGGUGUAUCCCUCAGUCAUCCAAGCAUUAUUAUCCAGUUAUAGAUACCACAGCAGAUGGGAGGUCAGGCUGACUUGUACCCCUUUUGACAUGUUUCAGAGGCAUGAUGUUCAGGCCCUCAUUAGGACAUCUUCAGGCCUGUCCUACAAGAAGCAACGCAUGAUACUCAAUGCCAGAAGUGACGUCUGUACUGUCUUUUAAAAAGUGUCUCUUGGGAAACAGUUUAAAUUAAGUUUGAAGGGUCCCCCCUACCCACAGUAACACUUAAAGGGCGUAACUAGACAAUACCAUUUUUUUAAUGUUCAACUUCACUUGUUGAGUUAAUGGGUUCUCAAGAAUUAAUGGGUACCGCCUUUUUUUGGGUGAUAACCUUUCCAGGCAUGGUUUUCUGUACAACUGAGCAGGCAUCAGUUCAACAUUUGAAUCCUGGUCAGUGGAUGCUGUGUUGUCUGUAAGGUGUGGUACAGAGAAGAGUUUUGUGAAUGUCAAAGUUGCAAAACAUUUUCAAUGGCUCCAUUCUACAACAGAGUUGUCUUAAUGGUAGACACACGAUACCCUCUCUGGGCCUGACCAAACGGGUGAUGAAGGUGAAUGCCGAGAAGGAGCGUGCGUCGCUGCGGCUUGUGGCGGUCCUGGCCAACACAGGGUGCGUGGACGCGGUGUGCCAGCAGAUGGCGUCCUACCCACAGUACCUGGAGAGCUUCCUCCACCUUCAGCACUACAUCCUCCAGAUGGACGGGCCCCUCCCCCUCCCUUACCGACACUACAUCGCCAUCAUGGCUGCAGCGCGGCAUCACUGUGGUUACCUGGUAUCCCUGCACUCAGCCCAGUUUCUCAAGUCAGGGGGGGACCCUCAGUGGCUGAAGGGCCUGGAGGACGCCCCGCUUCGCCUGCGACACCUCGACCAGCUCAACAAGGUCCUGGCCCACCAGCCCUGGCUCACGGCCCACUCACACAUCCAGGCGUUGCUGAAGAUGGGGGAGCAGUGCUGGUCUCUGGCUGAGCUGGUCCAGGCUGUGGUGCUGUUAGCCCACUGCCACUCUCUCGCUAGCUUCGUGUUUGGCUCGGGGGCUGACUCUGACCCCGCCCCCCUCCCCAGGGCACCCAAUGGCACUCCCCCGGGCUACAGCCUCUCUGACGCUGCCAACGGCAACCUCACCGCGCCCCUGGAACACGGCACGCGUCGCAGACGGCAGUCUCUGAGCUCCAGCAGCGAGGGGGUGUGUCUGAAGGACCUGAGGGAGGGGGGUCUCGUAAACACAAAGACUGUCCAGCAAACAGAGUUGGAAGACGAAGAGGAGCUGAUCAAAUCUGCGGACCCCUCUCGUUUCAUAACUGACCCAGAGUUUGGCUACCAGGAGUUUGCCCGGAGAGAGGAAGACCACUAUCAAGUGUUCUGGGUGCAGGACUACUCCUGGGACGACCACGGCUUCUCACUGGUCAACCGGCUCUACUCGGACAUUGGGCACAAGCUGGACGAGCGUUUCCGCAGGGUUAUGGACCUCCCGUCGACCCACAGUCCAGACCUGAAAAGAGCGAUCUGGAACUACAUUCACUGCAUGUUGGGGAUCAGAUACGACGAUUACAACUAUGGGGAGAUCAACAAGCUGCUGGUGAAGGAUCUGAAGCUCUACAUUAAAUCGGUGGCGUGCUACCCUGAUGCCACCAAGGCCCCACGGUUUCCCGCCUCCUGGUCGACCCUUGAACCUGCUGAGAGGGUCCACGUGAGCCUCCUGGUAAUGGAGGCCCGGCUACAGGCGGAGCUUCUGUAUGCCCUGAGAGCCAUCACCCAGUACAUGAUAGCCUAGGUCGGUUGGCGGGCGGGAGGGAGAGCGGCACGGUCCUAGUUGCCGGCGGUACAUGGAGGGCUGAGUUGGAGGACCCUGGGUUGGAGCGCGGGAGCAGACGGAGGGGUGCACUGAAACGGCCGACCAUUGACGCGGAGCGAUGCGGUCGUAUCUGGCAGAAUUCUUCCGACUGUGUGUGGUAACGCGGGCGUCGGCGCUCUGCUGGUGUAGCUUUCACACUGCAGCAGGAAGCCCGCGACUGAACACACUUUGCGGCCGUUUAAUCCCGUCUCUCCACCUGCUGCUCAACUCUGCCAGGGGGGUCUUCCCACUUUUCAGUUGCCAUCUUUUCCUCUUAUCAAACAUCUCUGCUCUUGAUGGUUAAUGUGCAAUUAUAUUACUAUUAUUAUAAUAGGUAUUAAUUAUUUUCAUUUUUUUAAAUGUAUUGUUUGUCUCAAUUCUGAUGACUGUGAUGAAAGCAGAUGGACGUUUCUGCAAUGUAGCAAGGAGAUCUAUCCCCCCCCCCCCCCCAUGGUUUGUGAUCAUUUUCGUCUCUUCGACUCUUCGCAUUUGUCGUAUUUUUUUGGGAUUGGAAUGUUUUGGGAAGAUGACGUCAUCAUUUGUCAGUUGGUCAGGGUGACGGACAGUUGUUCAUUGUAACUCUUUUCACGUUAGGACAGAAAAAGCAAAAAACAAAAAAAAGCAGACACUUUAAGACGAUAUCACACAACUAUAGUUUCUUUUAAAAGCACUUUUUUUUUAGAAUAUAUUUAUAAGACAAAUCAAGCUCAGUUGGCACGGAGUCCUUUCUGUUCACUGGAUGGGGUCUGGUGGAAAAGAUUCCACGAGUGUUUCUGGAGUCCCUUCUGCUGUCAGAUCAGCUGAUCUCCUCUCCUGCAAGCUGCCCUGUAACCCCAGUCUUCUGACAUCAAGGCGCGUGGAGCCACACAGGGACAAACAGGCUUUCAAUAGAGGCUAUGCGCCCCCCACCUGACCUGAGAGAACUCAGUACCUCAGAUGGCUGUGCAACCGCCAAGACUAUAGAGAGAAAAUAUAUAUUUUAACCUAAAUGAACACAAAGAGGAGGCCAAAGUAAUCCUUAGGUUUUUUUUGGUUUAGUUUUUUUUGAGUCGAGAAUAAGCUCUGCCUUGUGACUGUCAGUUCCUAUAUUGAUGUCCUCUGGCAUAGAUCAAAUGUAGGAAUCUCCCUUUUGGAGUACCUCAACCAUCCCUAAAACUGCACACGUGCAUUUCAGUGGUCGUUGAAGGUAAUCAGCACUAUGAACUGGGACUCUGCAACCGAAACGUUUCCAGAAGUGGCCUGCACUGGGUUGGAACUGCUGUUAAGCAUGGGCUUGAUGCAGCAAAGGAUGUAGAUCAAAGGUCACAUGUUGUCCAUGAUCUUAUGCAUGUGAAAAGUAGGUCUGUCUGUUUCAGUUAUUUAUUUUGUGAGCUUUAUGACCUAAAAUUAAAUAUGCUGAUUCGUGGUACAAAUUUGCAGAGCAGAACGGUGUGUACUGCUGAAUCAAUAAAAAAAAAUUAUACAUAUUAUUUUUCUUUUUUCUUUCUUUUUUUUUUUUUUUUUUACACUUGCAUCAGAGUGACUGUGGUCCUCGUUUAUGUUGUUUCUGUGUUCGCUGCUAUUAUCCUGCCUGUUAUGCUGCAACCUGAAUAUUUCAGAGGCAGUGGGGUGGAAGACGCUUAUAAUGGGCUUGACUUUUUGAAAUGAUGGCGGAGAAACACAAGCAAAAGAAACCAGAAGCUUUUUAGCACCGGUGCCUUUAGGCCAAACUGCACUGGGGCUGAGUGGACAGACUUGACCACCUUGGGCUUAGUGUGUGGGCUGUAGUCGGGGGAACGUUCCCCGUCUCUGUCCUCUGAAACAGUGUUCUGUGGCCCAUCCGGAAUGCCCAGUGCCCCCACCACCGGAAACAUGUCUGUCGUUCCGGCCGGAGUGUGGGCUGCGUGUCAGCAUGUCCGCGUGUUUCCGUCUGGGAGGCUUCCAACUCCCCGGCCGUCUGACCCGAUGAUGGAGCCAUGGACACUGAGAUGGAUGUUACAGUUUUACAAUAUUUACCACGUAAAUGAAUGGACAAUGAAAUAAACAAAAAAAAAAAA